Messenger RNA from Blepharisma stoltei, 617 nucleotides. The record is from the annotation of a GenBank genome assembly. NCBI's taxonomy places the organism in Eukaryota, Ciliophora, Heterotrichea, Heterotrichida, Blepharismidae.
AUGUAUAUCUAUAUAUUUUAUUUGCAGGUUUAUAGAUAUCGUUAUUUGCAGAUUUUUGAACUUUACCACUUAAGUGUGGAAUUUUUUCCGCGUGUGGAGCCCUUUUGAUUUCACAUGUGGAACCCUCUUUUCACACGCGGAAAAAAAUUCCACACUUAGGUGGUAAAGUUCAAAAAUCUGCAAAUAACGGUACAAUAUUUUAGGAUUUAUUUAUAAAAUAAAAAAAUAGACGUGCGGGAAAUGAUAUUUCUAUGGAUUAUAUUAGAUUAGUGUUAUUUUUAUGCGACAUUUUGGAUUUUAUGAAGGAACGAGGAUUGGAGAAAUAUUUAUUAGAGCCUUAUGAGCCUUGUAGGAAAUCAUUAAAUUUAUGAUGAUUGAGGGUGUAUUGAGAAUAAAAAUGGCUUGAUUUGGUAUUAGGGAAAUAUAGAAAAUUUGGUAUAAUUUUUUUUGUAUGAAAAAUUGUGGGAAUCUUUGGAAAAGCGGAAUAUGGGCAAUGCUGAUUAAAGCUUAAAAAAAUGGGAUUUAUUUUAUGGAAUUUUAAACAAGAAGGUAAAGGCUACUUGAAUAAUACUGAUCUUGGCUACCAAGCCAUUUUAUUCACCAUUUCAUGUUUGUAA